AUGAUGGAAGAUGAAGUGCAUACGACACCUAAAUUGCCUCCAAGGAUAUAUAAGUCUGGGACUGAACCAGACAAAGUGGGUGUAAUCAUGCAACACCCGAGCUUCAACUUGGAGCAAAGAGUCGAAAAGGAUAAGUACACUGUGAAAGGUUUGAUGCAGCUGCUGGAAAACAAUGCGUACAGAAUGUCUGCUGAGGAGAGACUUUCUCUUGGAGCUGCUAUAUUGACUCAUGGGAUUAUAAUCGCCAAGAAUCCAAUGAUAAAGGUGCCGCGAGAGAGUCUGCAAAUGUUUUCGAAUUUAGAUAGAUACUCUGUGAGACCUUGGGGGAAGAUGGGAUACGAUGUCCUAUCUGCUAGUAUACGGAGGAUGAAAGCAAAAACAUUUGCAAAACCUCUGUAUGAAGUGCAAGGAUUCAUAUGGGCAAUCACGUGGUGGGCUUUGUUGGCUGUGCAUGCACUAGGUACUACAUUUGGGAGUCAAUUUGAUUCAGGCUCGUCUGCAGGCCCAUUGUGUUUGCAGUGGAAAGCCACUCAGACUCCUAAUAUUUCAGAAGUUUUGGAUGUGCACAAUCAACGAGAUGUAAUCAAUACUGUUAUUGGGGAUCCAGAGGAAUAUAAGAAUCUGGUUGCACCGACAAAUCCCAUUGACAAAGACUUUGCAACGGUGGUGCAACUUGUAAUGCAAGGCUAUAGGUUAAGCAGAUCCGAGUGGAUAGAGGGAAAAGUAGAUGGUGUUUUAGCAUCUGAACAAAUACGGACAAAACAUAACAGACGAGCGGAGCCUAGUAGAACAACAUGUGAGGCUCCUCUCGUGACUGACAGUGACAAAAUUAACAAGAUGAUGGAGAUGCUUAAAGCCUUGAUUGGCUAA
Thlaspi arvense is the source of this 870-nucleotide messenger RNA. The record is from the annotation of a GenBank genome assembly. NCBI's taxonomy places the organism in Eukaryota, Viridiplantae, Streptophyta, Magnoliopsida, Brassicales, Brassicaceae.